Dothidotthia symphoricarpi CBS 119687 is the source of this 2118-nucleotide messenger RNA. RefSeq names its product STE-domain-containing protein. Gene Ontology annotation, biological process: sexual reproduction; regulation of DNA-templated transcription. NCBI's taxonomy places the organism in Eukaryota, Fungi, Ascomycota, Dothideomycetes, Pleosporales, Dothidotthiaceae. Gene Ontology annotation, cellular component: nucleus; Ste12p-Dig1p-Dig2p complex; Tec1p-Ste12p-Dig1p complex. The record is from RefSeq and is a predicted model, not a curated record. Bases 1 to 2118 code for a protein of 705 amino acids. Gene Ontology annotation, molecular function: DNA-binding transcription factor activity. The transcript is spliced from 5 exons.
AUGCCGCCGCCUCAGGCACGCUCUGUCGCGCCCGAGACAUUUUUAUUAGAUCAGGAUGCUCAGCAAAGCCUCCCACCUGACAGCGUCGUCGCCCUGCAGCAAGUCGACAAUCUCAAGUAUUUUCUCAUCUCAGCACCUGUUGACUGGCAACCGGAUCAAUACAUUCGCAGAUUCCUACUGCCAACAGGCGAAUAUGUUUCUUGUGUACUAUGGAACAAUCUCUUUCACAUUUCAGGCACAGACAUCGUGCGAUGCCUGUCAUUCAGAUUUCAGGCCUUUGGCCGCCCUGUUAAGAACUCGAAGAAGUUCGAAGAGGGCAUCUUCUCAGAUCUUCGCAAUUUGAAGUCAGGCACAGAUGCGUCGCUGGAAGAACCUAAGAGCGGGUUUCUUGAUUUCUUGUACAAGAACAACUGCAUUCGAACUCAAAAGAAGCAAAAAGUAUUUUACUGGUACAGUGUACCUCACGACCGACUGUUUCUCGAUGCUUUGGAGCGCGACCUCAAGCGAGAGAAGAUGGGUCAAGAGGCGACCACCAUGGCUGUGAGCGAGCCUGCGCUAUCCUUCGAAUUCGAUUCGUCGCAGUCCCUGUUUGAGCAGCUCACCAAGGCACAACAGACGAACUCUUCGUCAUUCAACAACAACGUUCAACCCUAUGCUCAGACUACCCCACCUGAUAUGCGGGGGAUGGAUUCGAUGCCCCCACCAAACAUGGUGCCGGUGUCUGUCCCGCAGCCGAUGCCGCCAAUGCCUCAGCCCGUUCACCACCAACCGCAGCAGCAGCAGCAACAUCAUCACCAACAACACCACCACCACCACGAAGACCCAAUGGCCCAGUACCACCAAAUGCCCAUGCCUCCAACUAUGCACCAUCCUGUCAUGAAGAGCAGAGAGCGCGAGUUCAGCGCUCAAAUGCAGUACGACCGAAACGGUAUCCCGCUUUCACAGGUUCACCAACGACACAGCUCAAUGCCAGCUUACAUGGAGUACUCACCUGCACCUUCAUUUGUCUCCUCCCACUAUGAAGACUACAGCACGCGUGGUAUGUCCUUUGAGCCCUUGACACCGCCGCAGCACCACUUGAGCCUUGGUGCGGAGCCAGCAUACAUCGCCAACGAGGACACGGGUCUCUACAGUGCCAUCCCAGAUCUUCCAGUACCAACUACAUUCAAUCCGCUUAUGAAUAUCCCACCAUCAAACCUGAUGGGUCACCCUAGCUUUCCGGGCGUCUCCAGGCCAUUCGCGCCAGGGAACGUUUACUCGGUCAUCGAGGGCUCACCAACAUAUAAGCAACGAAGAAGGCGUUCGUCACUCUCGGCUGGGAUUCAAGCUGCAGUUAGCGCCGCUGGUGCUGCUCACCAGGUUCACCGCCCUAGUGAACUCAGGCGAUCGAUUUCUAGCUCUGUUGCUCCUGUUGCUGAGGUUGAUGAGUCUACCCACAACUCGCCUGGCAGCGUUCGUGGCUCGAGCUAUGCCCCGCAGACAGCAGACUUGAAGCCCAUCGUCGACAUGUCACACUUGUCCCGACAAGGCACUCCUCUGAACACUGUCGAGGAAAGCCCAGAGCUCCAACAUGCUGUCUUGCAUCACGAGGACCUCAACAGCAUGGUCAACGGCGAACUCUUCGAGACACCUUUACAGCACAGCGCUCUGGCCCGAACCGCUGGCGCCGCGCCCGUCUAUCGACGCGCUCGCAGCGCCACCAUGAUGGAGAUCGGUCCCUACCCACAGAAGUCACAUUCAUGCCCAAUCCCGACUUGUGGUAGGCUAUUCAAGAGGUUAGAGCAUCUUAAGAGACACGUGCGUACCCACACACAAGAACGACCAUACGUUUGCCCGUUGUGCAACAAGGCCUUCUCGCGCUCAGACAACCUCGCACAACAUCGUCGCACACAUGAACCUCGUGCAGACGGCGAGCCGCUCAGCGACUACAACGAGGACGACCUCGAAGGCGAGGAAGACAUCAUCCACAUGCCAGAGGAUGAUUCCCCUGACUCUGGCAACGAUUACGGCUCUGGUCUCUCACACGUUACCGGGUCCUAUGCCGACAUUCCAGGGCCUGGGCUUGGCAUGACUACUAUGGCGACGCCACAACAGCUUAUGGCCGGUAGCCACUACUGA